GAAUGGGCCCCUUGCUGGCAGUGAAACCCUUCCAUCAUUUACGCGUUUAGUGGGAGCGAGAAGACGGCGAAGUGGGGGAGCGGCCGAGACGACGAGCCGAUUCCACUCCUUCAGCACCAUCAAUCGGGCGCCGGAGCUGAGAGAUGAAGCGGCGGGCCACCAUGGACCCCCACCAGGAGCAGCCGGCGGAAACCUACAAGAUCCAUGUGAAGAAGCUGAAAACAGUUGCCAUUGAUGUGAGCUGCACCGAUACAGUUGAUCAUAUUAAAUCUAAAGUUAGUGCCAUUGAGGGGAUUGACAAAUGCUCGCAAGAGCUAUUCUUUUCUGGGAUUCACUUGAAGAAUGAUGACAAGCUUGCUGAUUACAACAUCAUGGCAAACUCUUCUGUCGACCUUUUCGUCACAGACGGGAUGCAAAUUACUGUCAAGAUUCCCUCGGUUGGGAAGACCAUCAAUCUCAAUGUCAGGAAAUCCAAAAAGGUGGCUGAUGUCAAAGCAGAGAUUGAACAAAAAGUGGGAAUUCUAAUGAACAACCAAAUCCUGAUGUAUGCAGGUCGACAGCUUGAGGACAAUCAGCUGUUAAGUCAGUGCGACUUGAGGAAUGAGCAGCCACUUCAUGUUUUGGUUAGCCCGGUUGACAAGCUGCGCAUUUUUGUCAAUGUUAGAGGUGAAAGAACUGUUAGUGUAAAUGUGAAAUGCUGGUAUACUGUUGCUGAUGUCAAGUUGAUGAUUGAGACAUCGGAGGGUUUACCAGCAUCAACACAUGUACUCAUGCGAACUCAAUCCGGUGUUGAGGUGGUACUUGCAGAAUGUCAAACCCUGCAGGAUCAGAGUGUCAAAAACAAUGACAUUCUCGUGUUGCAGCAGAAAGUCCAGGUCUUCCUCAAGACAUGGGAGGGGAAGAGCUUAACAAUGUCUCUGCCACUGUCCAACACAACAGAGGAAGUCAUGAAGAAGAUUGGAUACAGGCUGACGAUGAAGGAAGGCAUGUACUAUCUCUGCUACAGGGGCCACAUUCUGUCUUCUGGAGAUACGCUUGAGAAGCAUGACGUCCAGAACAACUCCACCAUUGAUAUCCGCCUUCGGAACUCCAGAGUGGUGGAACCAAAGCUAAAGAAUGGCAAGGAUGCUCCUCGUAACUUCAUUUAGGCUAAGAGACAGAAGUAGGUUGCGUAUUUUGUCAAGAAGGGAUAGUAUUUAAGUGGAGGUCUCUGACCUCUGGUUGGCCUGUGAAUUGUGCUGCCUACUUAUAUUAGUAUAAUACCUUUGUAGCCCGAGUGGCACGUUUAGCA
Molecule: messenger RNA, 1291 nt
Organism: Triticum aestivum (bread wheat)
Lineage: Eukaryota; Viridiplantae; Streptophyta; Magnoliopsida; Poales; Poaceae
Product: polyubiquitin
Exons: 2
Coding region: 144-1148 (334 amino acids)
Molecular function (GO): protein binding
Source: RefSeq, a predicted model, not a curated record